AUGGUGGAGCCAUUCGACCUCGUUAUUACUCACGGCGUAUGUGUUACGGCCUCUGAUGUAGGUGCCUACGAUGUUGCGAUUAAAGAUGGCAAAAUCGCCUUGCUGGCUGCAUCAGGAUCACUUGCUCAAACAGAGACACUGCAAUUAAUUGAUGCUGAGGGAGCAUACGUGACUCCUGGUGGCGUAGAUUGCCAUGUUCAUCUUCAAGAGCCGGCCAUGUUUGGGAAUGGUUCCUCAUCGGAUACAUUUGAAACGGGAACUCGAUCCGCAAUCGCUGGAGGUUCUACCACCAUUGUUUGCUUCGCUCCUCAACAGAGACACGAGCCUUCACUUCUAAAACCUUUGGCUGACGCCCACAACAAGGCUCGAGGAAACACCUACUGCGACUAUGGGUUCCAUCUACUUGUCUCCAAUCCCACCGAGACAGCUCUGUCCGAGCUUGGAAUGCUCAAAGCCGAGGGUGUAACAUCUCUCAAGAUCUAUAUGACAUACGAGGCACUCCAGCUCCGCGACGAUCAAAUCUUAUCAGUUCUUCACCAUGCUCGCAACAACCAUAUUCUCACCAUGAUCCAUGCAGAGAAUGGUGAUAUUCUUAACUGGCUGACAUCUCAGCUUGAGGCUAACAAGCUCUUUGCGCCAAAAUAUCAUGCGACAUCGCGCCCGCCUGCGCUAGAAGCGGAGGCAACCAACCGUGCCAUCGUGCUGUCAUCUCUGAUUGCCAAUACACCUAUAUUGUUAGUGCAUAUUAGUGACCCAGGUGCAGCAUAUCGCAUUCGACAAGCCCAGACUGCUGGCCAACCCGUCUUUGCUGAGACUUGCCCGCAGUAUCUCUUUCUUACGCGUGACGAUCUAGAUGCGCCAGGCUUUGAGGGGGCUAAGUUCGUGUGCUCACCACCCCCACGGGAUGAAGCAUCACAGGAUGUUAUUUGGGAGGGACUACGAAAUGGAACAUUUACCCUUCUCAGCUCGGAUCAUUGUCCGUUCUCCUACGAUGAUAUAGAAAAGGGCAAGAAGGCUUGCAUUACACCUGAACAUCCAGUCGGAGAGUUCAGGCAUAUCCCCAAUGGAAUUCCUGGGGUAGAAACGAGACUCCCCCUAGUGUUUUCAGCUAAUAGGCUACCCCUGACGAAGUUCGUGGAGGUGACAUCAACAAAUGCGGCAAAGUUGUAUGGGCUAUAUCCGAAGAAGGGAGCAAUUAUACCUGGCCUGUCAGAUGCAGAUCUCGUGAUUUGGUAUCCGAAUGACAAGCUGCCAGACGUGACAAUUCGAAACGAAAUGUUACACCACGCCAAUGACUAUACACCGUACGAAGGAAAGACAGCAAGAAACUGGCCACGGUAUACAAUCUUACGCGGUAUGGUUGUAUGGGAUAAUGGGAAGAUAGUGGGCAAGAAGGGAUAUGGCGAGUUUGUUCAGCGACAGGCAGGUGUCUUGAAUGAUGUUUGGGAAUGUGUGCAGGAGCAGGGACAAUUUUCUGUGGCUUAUGCCUAA
Fusarium fujikuroi IMI 58289 is the source of this 1491-nucleotide messenger RNA. Its product is annotated as DAL1-Allantoinase. The record is from RefSeq and is a predicted model, not a curated record. Lineage: Eukaryota; Fungi; Ascomycota; Sordariomycetes; Hypocreales; Nectriaceae. The transcript is spliced from 3 exons. Gene Ontology annotation, cellular component: cytoplasm. Bases 1 to 1491 code for a protein of 496 amino acids. Gene Ontology annotation, molecular function: hydrolase activity, acting on carbon-nitrogen (but not peptide) bonds.